Beauveria bassiana ARSEF 2860 is the source of this 2658-nucleotide messenger RNA. RefSeq names its product G-patch domain-containing protein. Gene Ontology annotation, molecular function: transmembrane signaling receptor activity; nucleic acid binding. Lineage: Eukaryota; Fungi; Ascomycota; Sordariomycetes; Hypocreales; Cordycipitaceae. Gene Ontology annotation, biological process: cell surface receptor signaling pathway. The record is from RefSeq and is a predicted model, not a curated record. Bases 1 to 2658 code for a protein of 885 amino acids. Gene Ontology annotation, cellular component: membrane. The transcript is spliced from 5 exons.
AUGGCCGUCAACAUGGCCAAUGUCUGUCCUCCGCCCUUUUACGACGCCAGACUCUACCCCGACAGUAAAGGAUUCGUCGACGGCCGCCUCUGCCAGAAAGUCGCCGAAGGCGUCUCCUGCUGCCUGCCCUGCCCGCUCGCCGAAUGGGUCUACCCCGAUAGCUUCCGCACCAUCAGUACCGUCGCCAACUGGACCGCCGCCGUCAGCGCCCUCUGCUGCCUCUACCUGCUCCUCUCGUGGGCUCUGCUGCCCGUCGACAAAACGCACCGCCACUACCUCAGCAUCUGCCUCACCGGCGCCGUCCUCCUCAUGAACAUGGGCUUCGUCGUGCCGCUCGCCGCCCGCCCGGACCAGUGCUACGACCGAAUCACCCCGCACGGCAUGCAAACCAGCUCCGUCUGCGGCGCCUCGGGUGGCCUUCUCAUCCUCGGCGGCUGGAGCGGCGUCAUGUGGGCAUUUCUGCGCUCCCUCUCCCUGCACCUGCAGAUAUGCUGGCAGGUCAGCGUCGGCCGCCCCUUCAUGUACUUUGCCCAGGCCGCCGGCUGGGGCGUCCCGCUCAUCGGCAUCGUCCUCGCUCUCGUCUUCAGUGGUGUCUCCUUUCGCUUCGGCGCCAUUUGCCACAUCAACCACGACAACAGCCUCGCCGACCUCUGGGUUCCGCUGCUCAUCUUUGCCAGCAUCACCGUCAUCACCACCUUUGCUACCUUUGGCUACUGCGUAAAGGUCUACCUGGCGUCCCUGGCCGACAGCUCCGCCUCGACUGAGGGCUCUGGCCUGCCAUCCUACACAAAUAGCAUCCGCACCAUGACCCCGCGCCAGGCCUACCGCCGCGUCAAGCGCGUUAUUGCCUUGCAGUGGCGCGGCAUCGCCAUUGUCCUUAUCAUUGCCGCCGACGUCAUCUUCUUUUCCGUCAUCUUUGUCUUCCAGGACAACAUUGUCGAGUCCGUUACCAAGGAUCCCAAAAUCGCAGAGAGCUGGGUGGUCUGCCUCAUUGCUGCAAGCGGCGACAAAAACAAGUGUCUAAAAGAGGCCAGCAAGUUUGUUGUUAGCCAAGCCACCAUCGCCGCGGUACUGCUGCUGCUCGGACUAAAUGGAAUAUGGCUCAUGUUUCUCCUCGGCCGGCGCUCCAUGCUUGUCGGCUGGGUCGACCUCUUCAAGUCCCUCCUCGGCCGAGGCGACGCCAAGAAGAAGGAAUUCGUGUCCGUCGAUGCCAGGCUCGACGCCAAAACCGAUUCACGUUCGUAUGAGAUGCUCUCGCGCGAAAACAGCGCCGUGGUAACCCCCGCGUCCGCAGUGCACUACCCGCUCACCGACCGCAAGACGGCCGCCUACCAUGAGCAAACCGCCGCGCGAUACCACGCCCCUGCGCGGUCAUUCUCGGCACCGCGCUCGCCCAUCCAGCGAUCCUGGGACGUGCAGCAAACGUUUGCCAGUCCGCGUGGACCUCACUCGCCGCCGCCACCGACGCCGCCGCCGCCGCCUCCGUCGCAGCCUCGGUCCCCGCAAUCCCCGCGAUCUCCCCAAUCUCCACAGCUGGGCUUUGAAACAGGGACUCGGACCGACAAGAUCUGGCCGAGAGCCCAAGACCCUUUCAAUCUGACUUCUCUCACCAGUCGCCGGAAAAUAUCCAACGAUCCAAACAAUACGAAAUGGACCCGCGACACCACCACCUUUGGCCAGAAAAUUCUGCGCUCCCAGGGCUGGCAGCCGGGCCAGUUCCUGGGUGCGCAGGACGCGCCGCACGCGGAGCUGCACUCGGCGGCAAGCGCCUCUUACAUUCGCGUGGUGCUCAAGGACGACAUGAAGGGGCUGGGGUUCAACAAGGCGCGGGAGGAUGAGGUGACGGGUCUCGACGUCUUCUCGGACCUGCUGAGCCGCCUCAACGGCAAGUCCGAGGCGGCGGUGCGCGAGGACCAGGACGCGCGGCUAGCGGUCAAGACGCACCGCUACGUCGAGAUGCGCUGGGGGCCGAUGCGCUUUGUGCGCGGCGGACUGCUGGUGGGAGAUACGCUGCAGGAGGACGGCAGCGCUGAGAGCGAGGCGGGCGAGGAUGAGAAGACGAAGAAGACGGAGGGGCAAAAAGUAAAAAAGGAAAAGAAGAGCAAGAAGCGCAAGGUGGAAGAGGAAGAUGAGGAAAAAGAAGAAGAGGUCGACAGCGAGGCAGCGAGGAACAAGGACAAGAAGCGUCGUCGCAAUGAAGGAGACAAGGAUGAUGCGGCGGAAAAGAAGAAACGCAAGAAAGAGAAUAAGGAGACGAAAAAGUCGAAAAACGUGAACAAAUCCAAACUCGAAUCCGACGACUCCAACGACAACGAGCUCGACGAGAAAGCGGCCAAAAAGAAGGCCAAGAAGGAAAAGAAGGAAAAGAAAAAGGAGAAGCGCGAGAAGAAGGAGGAAAAGAAGCGCCGCAAAGCCGCCAAGGCAGCCGCCGCUAUCGCCGACGCCCCCAGCAGCAGCAGCAGCAGCAGCAGCGACGACGACGACGAUAAGGAUGAUAUAGACGCCAGCACCUCUGCGACGCCAGUCACUGCUGGCUCCUCGGGAACGGCAACACCCCUGGGCCACCGCACCUUUGUGCGGUCGCGGUAUAUUGCGCAGAAGAGGCAGGCGGUCAUGGACGCCAAGGCGCUGGCGCAAAUCUUCAUGAUCAAGGUGUAG